AUGUGCAGCGCAUUCUGCCGUCUCCCCCUGGAGGUGCUAAUCAUCAUCCUCCGACAAGCGCCAGACCUUUCGUCAAUUUACAACUUCAUACACGCAUCCGCAAAAGCCAGCGCGGCAUUUGAGCUCGACCCAGUUCAUAUCCUAGACGACACCAUCGAACGCUCAAUUCCCGACUUUAAGCACUUGGCACGCAUGGUUGCAAUCUUGGGUGCCCUCAAUGUUCCGCCGCCUUACAACACACAAAAUUCUUACGGGCGGCUAACGUUUGAGAUGUUCGUGGAUAAAUUCAAGUCUUUAGACGAGAAUGUUUUGACCACUGCGCCGCCGUCAUCGUGGGCAUUCAUAGCUGGAACACCAGGGCCUCGAUAUCUGUUGUCAGUAGCUGUGCGGAUUCACACUCUGCAAUAUUUAUGUUUGACUACCCUUUUGGUGAAUAUUCAUGAACUGAUAUUUCCGACUCUCAACUCAGAAGAAGGAAGAUAUAGAACCCCGAGAGGCUUGAACGAGAGUAGAGGCCAUUAUUCGGGUCCUGGAAUUACAUUUGAGCCAGCGGCCUGGUGGUCUCCAUCAUACGUUGAACGGUAUCGCGUUGAGCGUGCUCUCUGGAAAUUACUGGUUUACUGGAAUGUUCGAUCGGUUGACCCACGUCUACAGAAUGUAGAAGACUAUAAUUUUACUCAAUACAGCUUGGAGAUACAACGCAUACGCUCAGAUCUGGGGCCUCCACUAGAUCACAUUGCAAGAUCAGCUGAAGUUGAUCACAUGAACUGUGUCUCUGCUACUAUACAAGAAGCAAUUGGCGAUUCUGCUCUGGAAGCCGUCUUCACAAUCUCGAAAAAUUACCAUAAAUCACAGAUCGAAGGAACAUGGUCUCAAUCUUCUGUAGUCUUAGAGGAGACUGCCAAAUGGAGAUUGGAGAAUCCAGCGCCAGUACCAGCAAAGGAUGUCAGGAAAUGGUGGUGGGAACAAGGGAAACGAAGUUUGUUUAAAUAUAACUCCUUAUACAGGAGUUCCUAUUGGUAUAUGUGGUAUUCUUGUGCCGCAUGGGAUCGUCCUCGAGGACAAAGAUUGAGUUUAAAGAGCCGUGGCCUAUAUUUUCCUGAUUAUCUGGACCUCUGCCUCUGGGAUCGGAAACGACUCGCAUAUCUUGGGCUAGAAGGUCAGUUCGAAGAGGAUAUUGAUCCUGGGCUAGGAUAUCCAAAAAAAUCUCAUGUCGAGAUAUGCAAGUCUAAUAUUGUGAAUGAUCGAUGGCGGGAAUUGUUUCUUCACGAAUUGGUCAGGCCACCUGGUGGUCAGAAGUAUAUCAUUUCAGAUGACUGCAGGAUGCUCAUAGACCGCUGGGAAAGCGAAAUAGGUCACCAUGGACCUCACAGCUUAAAACUUCGUCUGGCACCCCCAACCGCUUCAAACUGA
Messenger RNA from Talaromyces rugulosus, 1413 nucleotides. RefSeq lists its product as uncharacterized. The record is from RefSeq and is a predicted model, not a curated record. Lineage: Eukaryota; Fungi; Ascomycota; Eurotiomycetes; Eurotiales; Trichocomaceae. Bases 1 to 1413 code for a protein of 470 amino acids. The transcript has a single exon.